AUGCCUGGCCCUACAACCACAAAGAAAUACACAAAUGCGUUAAGAACAUCCUCCGCUUCAUAUGUGGCGGCACAUCAUCCUCUUAAUGUGCGUCCAUUGGGAAAUCUGUUGUUCGAAAAGGCACCUGAGGGACUCUCAAAGGAACAGCAGCUAGGAGACUUUGCAAGCUUCCCAGAGGAGCUUUUAAUGACUAUACUAUCGAACGUCGAUGAUCCAAUCGCUUUGAAGGCUCUUUCACAUACAUCUAGGGUACUCUAUGCUUACUGUUACGAGGAAGACUUGUGGAAACAAUUAUACAUCAGUAAGCUACUACAGCUGGAACAGAAUGGCCAAAAGCUCCCGGAAUUGACAUGGAGAGGAUCGUGGAGACUGAGUGUGCUACAGUUGGACCCCAAGGCUCUGGCUGAUUUACAAUUGGCCGAUAACUUGGUUUGUUCGGACAUUCUUUUCAGACCAUUCCAGUGUUCUCAAGUAAAUUAUGACAAGUUGUUUGAUAAAGUGAUCCGUGAGGAGGAAGUUUAUCAUCUUGACUCUUUAUCUUCUCAAUUUCCACUCGACAAGUCGCUCCCUCAUGGCAGAAUCCCUAGACUUCCUGAGGCCUAUUUAACUGAAAGCAUCUUCAGCUCUCAAUGGAGCAGCAAACCAUUCAUUCUCACCAAUCCGGACAAACAGAGAUGGCCACGUUGGGACAUGCAAUCACUUUUGUCUCGCUUUGGUGGUGUCAAGUUUCGGCAAGAGGCUGUUCAAUGGCCUCUUUCGUUGUUCUCCCAGUACUUGCAAAAUAACAAAGAUGAGAGCCCACUAUAUCUAUUUGACUGCAACAGUGAAGCCAUGAAGACUUUGCGCAAAGAAUAUACCGCAGCAAACAUCUUCAAGCGUGACCUUUUCACCCUAUUCGAGGACUGUCGCCCAGAUCACGCCUGGCUCAUCAUAGGCUCGCAAAGAUCCGGUUCAACCUUUCAUAAGGACCCGAAUAAUACAUCUGCAUGGAACACAGCCCUUAGCGGUCGCAAGCUCUGGGUUAUGUUUCCUCCAGACGUUAUUCCGCCGGGUGUCUCCACUGAUGAAGAAGAAAGUGAGGUCACCAGUCCUGUCGGUCUUGCUGAGUGGGUACUCUCUGGAUUUUACAACGAUUCUGUAAAGCUGCAAGACUCUCAAAUUGGUAUCACAUUUCCAGGCGAAUGUAUGUAUGUACCAAGUGGAUGGUGGCAUGCAGUGAUUAACCUAGAUGAUAGCGUAGCACUCACACAAAACUUCGUACCCGAAGUUAAGCUAGGAAGUGUUCUUCAUUUUUUUAAGAACAGAAACAAGCAGAUCUCAGGAUUUCGCCCUGCCCGUGUGCGCUCCGCCUUGGAAACUGUGUUGGCGGAAAUCCCGCAUAAGGCUGGGUCAGAGAAUUAUGAGGCUAUCAAGCUGUAUUGUGAGAUGUAUGAUGAAAAGAAUAUCAAGACACAAUUGCAGGAUGAAGAUUGUGGAGAGAUUUUGGAGAGCCAGCUUCCGCCAAUGCCGAUCUUUGAGUUGUUCUCCGAGCUCCUCUGUAUCAGUGGCCAACAAGAUUUGUUGGAGGAAGCACUAGUCGAAACUAGAAGAAUGGAAAAGGCUGAUCAAAGAAAUUUGACUGGAAAAAGUGAGGCAUGGACAGAGUUGUCGACGUCAACUGGUGGUUUUUCAUUUGGCUUUGACUUCGAAGAAGAGUAA
This is a messenger RNA of Australozyma saopauloensis, 1698 nucleotides long. RefSeq lists its product as uncharacterized. The transcript has a single exon. The coding region runs from base 1 to 1698 and encodes 565 amino acids. The record is from RefSeq and is a predicted model, not a curated record. Gene Ontology annotation, cellular component: nucleus. Gene Ontology annotation, molecular function: cis-regulatory region sequence-specific DNA binding; protein binding. Lineage: Eukaryota; Fungi; Ascomycota; Pichiomycetes; Serinales; Metschnikowiaceae.